Priapulus caudatus is the source of this 1740-nucleotide messenger RNA. Its product is annotated as TATA box-binding protein-associated factor RNA polymerase I subunit A-like. The record is from RefSeq and is a predicted model, not a curated record. NCBI's taxonomy places the organism in Eukaryota, Metazoa, Priapulida, Priapulimorpha, Priapulimorphida, Priapulidae. Gene Ontology annotation, cellular component: RNA polymerase I transcription regulator complex. The transcript has a single exon. The coding region runs from base 1 to 1434 and encodes 477 amino acids. Gene Ontology annotation, biological process: transcription by RNA polymerase I.
AUGGCGGAGGAUCUACGCUGGCGCUCUUCCAUGCUCGCGAUACACGUAUCAGACCUCGCCGCACUCAAGAACCUCGUCUCCCGCCUGCUCGACCCACAUCGUCACGACGAUGAGGCGGACGACUACGAGACGAUCGUGCCGGCGGCCGCGCGCGCCGUCACCGGCCGGCUCCUCGACACGCGCAUGCUCAACUGGAGCAACCAGCUGCUGAUCUCUCUCUCCGAGGCGAUGGCCGCGCACCGCUGGUCCGACGCCGCCCGUCUACUCGCCGUGCUCAUGCGCCAGACCGACUUGAGGUCGCGCGCGGGCACCGCCGCCGUGUGGCGCGCGGGCAUAGAGUCGCUGCUGCGGCUGCGCGCGAGCGAGGGGGCACUGGCGAUGCUGAUGCGGCAUGCGCAGGGGGCGCUGCACGAGGAGGCGCCCGAAUACGCCCUGCUCUACAUCCUGCAUCUGCUGCGCGAGGGACGCAUCAACGAGCUCCACCAGGCGUUCGGCGCGGUGGCCGCGGCGCCGCCGCCGCAGGAGAGCAGCGGCACGGCGCGCACGCGGGCCGUGCGACGCGCGCUGACCGCGUACCGCGGCAUGACGCAGUACGCCGAGUGGCUCAUUGACCGGCAGCAGCUGCGGACGCUGGCGGCGGCGGCAACGACGGCGGCGGAGACGGAGACGGGCGGCGACUACCUGUACGAGACGCAGAAGAUGGGUCACGAGGAGUCGCUGCGCAAUCACGCCGAGAUGGCGAUGGUCGCCUUCGAGAAGCUGCUCGACGAGCCGGGCGUGUGCGACGCGUUCGUGACGAAGUACGUGCAUCUCAUUGACAGCUCGCAGCAGCACCUGAGCGUGUCGAGCGUCGACGUGCUGCGCCGCUACAGGACGCGGAAUCCGGACAACCCGAACGCGCACAGGUACCUGUACGCGGCCGUGGCGAAGCGCGGAGCCACCGCCGCCGAACUCUUGGACAUACUCGAAGGGUAUGCAGAGGUGAACCCGUCAGAUGAAUUGAUGUUAGAUUAUGUAGAUCUCCUCGGUGACGACGAUGCUGUGAAGAAGAUGGCAGUGUUGUUUGACAUGCUAGAUUACGCCGCGUGGCAGCACGACAGGCGGCCGUGGCAAAAACUCAGCGACGUUCUCCUUAGCGUCGGUUCAGAGGCGGAGGUUGAAGGUGCCCUUGACCUCUGGAUAGAUAGGAAAUCUUGGUGGCCUACUUACCACUUUACAGAGUUUCAUGCGAACGGUGACGAUCUUUUGUUGUUAGUCAGCAAAGCUGUAGUUGCGGUCAUUUUGGGUGAAAGUGAAUCGAAGUUCUUAAAGAAAGCUUAUCAGCAAAUUCUUGCAGAUCCUGAUCUUGAGAGUAAGUUUCAGCUUGCAGUCAAUGCUAGGAAUCGGGCGUGGGGGAAAUUGUAUGAUAAAGUGAGUAGCAGCAUAAUAACUUGACAGUAACAUCUCUGAGAAAGCAUCUUGCAGAUCCUAAUCUUGAGAGUUAGGAAUCUUCAGCUUGCAGUCAGUGCUAAAAUUCGGGUGUAGGGAAAAUCUUAUGAUAGUAUAUAAAUUUAGGAGCAUAAUAACUUGACAAUAACAUCUCUGAGAACGUAAAUUUAAUAGUGUAAUAAAUUUAGAGCUGUGACCUAUUGUUGGCAUGAUGUCGUGGGACCUACUCCUUUAGUAUAUUGCAAGCAAAAAAUUGCUGUAUUAUAUUGUGUUGUAGUUACAGUGUUGAAAUAAACCCGUUAAUAAAAUGUC